Rhincodon typus (whale shark) is the source of this 2768-nucleotide messenger RNA. Its product is annotated as zinc finger protein 239-like. The coding region runs from base 134 to 1087 and encodes 317 amino acids. The record is from RefSeq and is a predicted model, not a curated record. Gene Ontology annotation, molecular function: RNA polymerase II cis-regulatory region sequence-specific DNA binding; DNA-binding transcription factor activity, RNA polymerase II-specific. Gene Ontology annotation, biological process: regulation of transcription by RNA polymerase II; central nervous system development. Gene Ontology annotation, cellular component: nucleus. Lineage: Eukaryota; Metazoa; Chordata; Chondrichthyes; Orectolobiformes; Rhincodontidae. The transcript has 2 exons.
ACGGGGUGGGUGAUGGUGAGGAAAGGACGUAUUUUUGUCGGAUGCGCAAACGGGUAUUAGAAGAGGAGGAUUUGUAAUCGGGAAACUGAAAGCAAGGAGUUUGUUGUAACCUGAAUAACAUCACAUUUCGAAAAUGGAAGGAAAGAGCACCAUUCACAGCAGGGAGAAACCGUACACGUGUUCUGUGUGUGGACGAGGCUUCAACCAAUCAUCUGGCCUGUCAGGACACAAAUGGAGUCACCGUGGGGAGAAACCGUGGAAGUGUACGGACUGUGGGAAGGGAUUUAUUUCACCAUCGAGGCUGGAAGCUCAUCGACGCAUUCACACUGGGGAGAGACCAUUCACUUGCACUGAGUGUGGGAAGGGAUUCACUCAGUUAUCCCACCUGCUGUCACACCAGCGAAUUCACACUGGGGAGAGGCCAUUCAGCUGCUCCGAGUGUGGGAAGGGAUUCGCUCAGUCAACCCACCUGCUGACACACCAGCGAGUCCACACUGGAGAGAGGCUGUUCACCUGCUCCGAGUGCGGGAAGGGGUUCACUGCCUCGUCUAUCCUGCUGAGACACCAGCGAGUUCACUCUGACGAGCGACCUUUUAAGUGUCCAGACUGUGGGAAAUGCUAUAAAAGUUAUGAGGAAUUGAUAUCUCAUCAACGUGUUCAUACUGAUGAGAGACCAUUCAGAUGCUCUCACUGUGGGACUGGAUUCAGGUUGUCAUCUCAUCUCACUGUACAUCAGCGAGUGCACACCGGGGAGAGGCUGUUUACCUGCUCCAAGUGUGGGAAGGGAUUCAGUGAAUCAUCUACCCUGCUGAGACACCAGCUUGUUCACACUGAUGAGAGAUUGUUUAAAUGCCCAGACUGUGGCAAGUGCUAUAAAAGCUCUGGAGACCUGAUGUCCCAUCAACGUGUUCACACUGAUGAGAGACCGUUCAGAUGCCCUCACUGUGGAACUGGGUUCAAGCACUCGUCUCACCUCACUGUCCACCAGCGAAUUCACACUGGGGAGAGACCAUUCACUUGUUCACAGUGUGGGAAGGGAUUCACGCAGUCAGCUCAUCUGCUAAGACACCAGCAAGUUCACAAGUAAUUACAGUGAUUGGAUUUUGUUGCUUAUUCCAACACCAGAAUAGUUGAUAACUGAUAAAGAGAAGGUAUUGGAUAGUCUGUCUGUCCUUAAAGCUAACAAUCUAGUGGCUUAUUAUAAUUGAACCAAAGAUACUGAAGGAUGUGAGAGUGGUGCCAGAGGACUGGUGAAUUGCAAAUGUCAUGUCCUCAUUUAAAAAGAUGGUGGAAAAGUGAGCCUACCAACUACAGGUCAACUGGUGAAACUUCAGCAGUUAGGAAAUUCCGAGGAAUGGGUUUAGGUCAAAAUUAACAGUCAUGUGGACAAUAACAGAGGAGAGUUAGCGUGUUUUUUGUCAGGGAAAACCCCCUUUAACAAACAUAUUGGAGUCUUUUCACAGAGGCUGUGGAGAAGGUUGGAAUUAAUGCAUGUGGACCUCUAGAAGGUAUAUGAUAAAGGGAAACCCACCAGAUGUGAGCCAAGUUAGAGCUAAUGGCAUAAAAGAGACAGUAGCAAUGUAGAUAAAGGAAACCUAGAGUUGUAGUUAGUGGAUGUUUUUUGGGUUACAGACAAGCUUGUAUCGAGUUCCCAGGUAUUUAGGGCAUUUAUUUUUCCUAAUAUAUGCUGUCACAUUUAAAACCAUUUCUCAUACAUGUUUAUCUCUAUAUGUGUAUCUAUUUAGUGAAUAUUUUAAUACACAUUAACAAGCUCAAAAGGAUGGCUGUGAUAAUCACGUGUCUGGACUUGGCAGUAAACAUUUGGAAGUAUCUUCAAAAGUUGAAGCUGAAGGACAAUCCGCACCUCAUGGACCUCCUCAUGGGAUGCAAAUAUUAAUAUAAUGUGUUAUAAACUGCCACAGAGACAGAUUGACUCUAAUGUAAACCUCAACAGAAGAAUUGCAAGUUAUUCCUCUCUUGUAAGGGGAUACGUGAAUCUCUCUGCUUAGCUUCUGAGAUGGCCCAUAGCCAGUUGUCUAUCUGCACUGAUGUGGAGGUGCCGGUUUUGGGCUGGAAUGAACAAAGUCAGAAGUCACGCAACACCAGGUUGUAGUCCAACAGGUUUAUUUGAAGAAUCACAAGCUUUUGGAGUGCCUUAGUCUUAGAUUUUAACUGUUUUGCACCACACCACACAUCAAGAAGCCUGGUCACAUGACACUCUACUGAAUUCAACUACUUUUUAACUUUACAAUGAUCAAAUCACAGACAGUCAAGGGGUCAGUUCUGUUUCAUGCAACACUACUGACAAUUUCAAAGCCCGAAACUGCUAAGCAGUUGGUGUGACUGGCCUGGACAAAGCAGCCGGGAGCAGUAAUUUAGUGCUCUGCAAGAAAUCAAUAUUCUUUCUUUAAAACAGUGAAGUAGAAAUUAGAUUCCUGCAAUACUCAUGAGAUAACCUUCAAAGGAAUAUCAAAAGAAGAAUUCGUCCAUAACUCCUGAAUUACUGGCAAGCCAAUAAACUAUGCCCAUAAAGAAAUUCCAGACUGCUAACUACAGCUGUUUUUUUUUGGAAGUUGUUAACUUGGUAUCCCUUGGUUGUUUUUGUACUAAUGUGGUUGCUAGUGUUACAAAGCGGAGGUUGACCCCCUCGGAGAACUAAAACCGAAACACCCAAAGAGGAGGGCCUUGCCCUAUAAUCUGUAAAAGGCAUGUGAAAAGUAGUGUAACUUGCCUUUCUGCAACUUCUGGUGGUUACUUAAAAUAAAUCC